Messenger RNA from Lachancea mirantina, 2643 nucleotides. Lineage: Eukaryota; Fungi; Ascomycota; Saccharomycetes; Saccharomycetales; Saccharomycetaceae. The record is from the annotation of a GenBank genome assembly.
AUGGAACUUAGCAACUCGAACACAGAAAAGAAGGCGCUUCAACUUGAGAUCUUCAACAAAUUUGCGUCGAAACUGCCCCCUGAGGCGCAAGAUGGGGUCAACUCGCAGGUUUUACUGUUUGAAGACUUCAUAAAGCUGAUUUCCAGCUCGAGAACGCUCUAUUCCAAGUUUUCGGACCAUUCUUACAAUCUAAACCAAAUACCGAAUGGUGUUUUCGGCUGUAUUUUCUUUGCUGUGGAUGAACGAAAUAAAGGAUAUUUGUCACUGAACGAUUGGUUUUACUUCAACAAUUUGCUGGAACGAGACAAUUACCAUUUCAUAAUUAUGUAUGAGUUCUUCCGCAAAUUCGAUAUCGCGAGGAUGAAGGGACAAAGGCGCAUGGAAAAGAGUCAAGGCCUUAGCUCAAUAAAUAGUGGGCCACGGACCAAGACAGUCAAUUAUGGAAGCCAUUUCUUGAGUUUUGACAGUUUGUACUUGGAUCUGGAUCAAUUCAAGUCUACAAUCAAGUUUUUACAAAACUCUGUAAACGAUGAGUUUUUGACUUCCAAUAACUUGUUUUUGGAUUGGAACUCUUACAGAUGGUUAAAGUUGUAUCAGGCUUUCCCCUAUGGAACCAAACGUGACCCAUAUCUCAGUUUAAACUCACUUAUAACCAUCCUACAGAACGAUUUGAAGGCCGAAAAGCUGUUUAUGGGUUUCGAGAAACUAGCACAUGUCAAUCAUGAGAAUAAUUCGUUGACUUUGAAUAAAAACCAGUUAGUAUACCUGUUGAAACUGUUUUAUUCGCAUCGCAUAUCUGCCGACGUUUUUAACUCCUUGAAUUUGACCAACACUCGAAUGAUAAAAUCGGACAAUAAUUACAUCAGCUAUAAUGUUGUCAAGGAUAUUUUCUAUUUAUUUCAGAAUUUCGAUCUGCUGAAUCAAGUCUUUAUCAGGUAUGCCAAGACUAAUAAUUUCAACGAUCAAGAUAUGAGGGAUUGCAUUAUUACUAAAGAGGACCUUAUGGAUUUCCUGAAUGUCGAAUACAAUAAGGUCAACAAUAUUGUUGAUUUUUCUCCCUCUCAGAUCAACCUUUUGUUUUCAAUCGUGGCGAAUUCCAAAAAAAGCAGCUUGAUUGCCAAACAGUUGGGUCAUCAUGAGGAUUCUCAAAUCGAUAACUUCAUCCAAAAUGAUUUUUGUCACGGAACUAGCGAUCGAGUGCAGAAUUUGAAAGAUUUUAAUGCGAAUUACCAUAAUGUGGCCGGUGAUCUUUUGGGGGAUGCGGAACAGGAACGCCAUCAUGUUCACAAGUGGUCUUCGGAGGGGCUACUUCAGAGAUUUUUGGGCAAACGUCCUCAGGACGAGACUUUUUCAGAGUUUAAGCUCACUAUGGAGGACUUCAUGAAAAUCAUGAAUCCAAACUAUUUAAACGAUUUGGUGCACCAAAUGGAAGUCAAUCGAAUUCAAUCCGAGUCACUCUACACCAACUUUUAUUUUUAUCCGAUUUUCGAUUCCAUUUACAAUUUCACUUUGGGUUCUGUUGCGGGAUGUAUCGGCGCUACUUUGGUUUAUCCAAUCGAUUUGAUUAAGACAAGAAUGCAAGCCCAAAGAAACUUUUCACAAUACAAGAACUCCCUUGAUUGUAUUCGCAAAAUAUUUGCCCGCGAAGGCAUUCGAGGCAUUUAUUCUGGUCUAGGGCCUCAGCUGAUUGGAGUGGCGCCCGAAAAGGCAAUUAAACUCACCGUCAAUGACUACACUCGAAACCUCUUGAUGGAUCAAUACGGUCACAUAGCCGCGUCCCUGGAAAUUUUGGCGGGAGCCAGUGCAGGUGCUUGUCAAGUCAUUUUCACAAACCCGCUGGAGAUAGUCAAAAUCCGUAUGCAAGUCAGAUCGGAGUAUGCAAGUGAAGUGGCGCAUUCGAAGAUGGAUGCUCUCGCUGUGCUCAAGUCACUGGGUUUUAGAGGGUUGUACAGAGGCGUCGGUGCCUGUCUUUUGAGAGAUGUUCCAUUUUCAGCCAUUUAUUUCCCCACAUAUGCGCAUCUCAAGAAGGAUUUCUUUAAUCACGAUCCAAACGACAAGAAUAAAAGACCGAAGCUGAAAACCUGGGAACUUCUGUUGGCGGGAGGUCUGGCAGGAAUGCCAGCAGCAUUUUUGACCACACCUUUUGAUGUGAUCAAGACUCGUUUGCAAAUAGAUCCUAAAAGUGGAGAAACUCGUUACGAUGGUAUUAUACAUGCAGCUCGUACCAUACUUAAAGAGGAAUCGUUCCGAAGUUUUUUCAAAGGAUCUGGUGCCAGAGUAUUGAGAAGUUCGCCGCAAUUUGGGUUUACACUGGCAGCGUACGAAAUUUUCCAAAACCUUUUCCCAUUACACACGGAGACGCAAACAUCUAAUAAGAUUAAUGAAGAUACGCCAACCAUCAACAACAUGUUUUCGUCAUUUUUCGAGAGUAUGAAGAAGUCUUCCAAAGACCGGGUUGAAAUCACAGAAUUUUUCGGACCUUCGGUAGAUCCAUACAGUCGGAAUUACAUGAACUACUAUUACAAGAGUUGCCAAGUCGCCAAAGUAUUUAUGGACUUGGAUUACAAUUUUUCACGCUUUAAUCAUUCCACUUAUUCUCAGUUUCAAGAACGACUCAAAGAAUUGGAGACACCAGUCAAAUAG